AUGCACGCUACCUUGUGCUUGAUUCCGGCCUACAUCGAGCUGACCGCGCAUGCGCGUGCAGGCAAGCUCUACGUGAGUGGCGGAAACUCAGGCGGGAUCGUGCUCUCCAGCGUGGAGGAGUACACCGUUGAACUGGACUCGUGGGUCCUCGUGGUGUCCAUGCCUGGUCCACGAUCGAACCACCGUAUGGCGGUGCAUGACGACGGCAUAUACGUCAUCGGAGGGUACAGCGGACGCCGCCGCAUCGCUUAUGUGCUGAAAAACGUGGGGAACGUGGUGCGCGAGUGGGAGGACGCGGCCCCGUUGAGCGUCAGCCACAGCAGCUUCACUGUGGUCGACUUCAGAGGGGAGAUGUACGUCAUCGGCGGCGUCACCGACGCUGGCUUGACGCCUGCCGUUGAGCACUAUUCGUCCGUGUCCAACACGUGGCGCUCCCUGGUGGCUCCACUCGGGCGUCCGCUCGCUGCUAUGGACGCCUGCUCGGUGGUAGGACUCGCCGCCGCACGAGGCUGGUCGGCCGGUAACAAUUGCUCUGGUGUGUAG
Molecule: messenger RNA, 543 nt
Organism: Dermacentor silvarum
Lineage: Eukaryota; Metazoa; Arthropoda; Arachnida; Ixodida; Ixodidae
Product: kelch-like protein 18
Exons: 3
Coding region: 1-543 (180 amino acids)
Molecular function (GO): protein binding
Source: RefSeq, a predicted model, not a curated record